UUGAAACGCAGUGAAGUUAUUAGCGAAUUUUUACAUGUGGAGUCUGUCAGACGCCGCGCGAGUACUUUUGUUAAAAUAUUGUUCAUCGAUUUUUUCGCAAAAUGUCAAAGAGAUUUUUUGAUCCACUUGUUGAAAAAGAUGCAGAAAUUCUGCGGGAAUUAGCUGAAGACGACAGCAAUGUAUUGUCGGAUGCUGAGGAUAGUGAAGGUGAAGAAGACGCCGUAGAAAAUCAGUUGGAAAGCUCAGAUACAGAACAAGAAAUAUCUAGUGAAGAUGACGAAGAGGUGGAAGAACCAGUGGUUAAAAUGAUAUUGGGAAAAGAUAAAAUAACAAGAUGGAAACUACAGAUGCCUGUUCAGAACGUAAGAACUCGUUUACAUAAUAUUGUCAGCCAUUUGCCUGGGGUCAAAGGUGCAGCUAGAAAUGCAAGAUCUGUUUUAGCUUGUUGGAGUGCUUUUUUUGACGACGAUAUAUUAAACCUAAUUGUCAGUAAUACUAAUAAGUAUAUUUUUAGUAAGAAGGAUUCAUAUAGCAGAGAGAGAGACUACAAGAUAACCAACUUGUCUGAAAUUAAAGCAUUUAUUGGUUUGUUGUAUAUGGCAGAAUUCCAUAGGAAUAGUCGACUAAACACAGCAGACCUUUGGGCUAUUGAUAAUUCUGGCAUUGAGCUUCUCCGAAUAACAAUGUCUCGAAAUAGAUUUCAUUUCCCCAUGCAAAAUGUGCGGUUUGAUGAAAAAGAAACGCGGAAUGAACGGAAAAUCUGUGACAAGCUGGCUCCUAUAAGAGACCUUUUUAAAAUGUUUGUUGAAAAGUGCCAACAAAAUUAUUCUGUUGGUGAGUAUGUCACAGUCGACGAAAUGUUGCUACCGUUCAGGGGCAAGUGUUCAUUUCGACAAUACAUUCCGAGCAAGCCAUCAAACUAUGGUAUAAAGAUAUUAGCCCUUGUUGAUUCUAAAAUGUUUUAUACUACCAAUUUGGGAAUAUAUGUUAGGGUGCAACCUGUAGGACCUUACAAAGUUGACAAUAGUGCUAUAUCUGUAGUAAAAAGACUAUGUGCCCCACUGAGUGGUAGUGGAAGAAAUAUUACCGGCGACAACUCACUUGCUUCUAUUCUCUAGCAUGCACCAUGAUUCAGCCAUUGAUGUUACAACUGGUGAAAAGAAAAAACCUGAUAUCGUAACUUUCUACAAUGAGACAAAAGUGUUGACGUUGUAGAUAAACGUUGUGCCACUUAUUCGGUGUCUAGAGACACUAACCGCUGGCCGAUGACAGUUUUUUAUUCAAUGCGGAACCGAAUGGAGGGGAAGGGACGAGUAAGAAGUCCAGAAUGGAGGCUUCUGGUACCCGGAAAAGGUGUUAUAUUUGCGGUCGGAAAAAAAAUCGUAUGACUAAAUAUACCUGUAUAAAGUGUGAAAAUUAUAUUUGCCUAGAACAUGCAAACUACACCUGCCACUCCUGCAAUUAAAAAAAUUAUUGAUUUUAUUUUUUUAAAUUUUAUAUUAUUUUAUUAUGUUACUCAUCGAUUACUUUGCAGUUUAAAUUAUUAUCUUGAGUUAA
Messenger RNA from Anthonomus grandis grandis, 1557 nucleotides. Its product is annotated as piggyBac transposable element-derived protein 4-like. Lineage: Eukaryota; Metazoa; Arthropoda; Insecta; Coleoptera; Curculionidae. The coding region runs from base 102 to 1118 and encodes 338 amino acids. The transcript has 2 exons. The record is from RefSeq and is a predicted model, not a curated record.